Saccostrea echinata is the source of this 1605-nucleotide messenger RNA. RefSeq names its product neuronal acetylcholine receptor subunit alpha-10-like. Gene Ontology annotation, molecular function: transmembrane signaling receptor activity; acetylcholine-gated monoatomic cation-selective channel activity. Bases 207 to 1565 code for a protein of 452 amino acids. The transcript has 8 exons. NCBI's taxonomy places the organism in Eukaryota, Metazoa, Mollusca, Bivalvia, Ostreida, Ostreidae. Gene Ontology annotation, biological process: regulation of membrane potential; monoatomic ion transmembrane transport; chemical synaptic transmission. The record is from RefSeq and is a predicted model, not a curated record. Gene Ontology annotation, cellular component: synapse; postsynaptic membrane; neuron projection.
AAAAUCAUUAAACUGUUGGAAAAACAAAUAUUCCAUGCAGUGACCAAGAAGAUAUUUAAAAUCAACACUCUUUUCUUAUUUAUGAACUCGUAGAGCGAUUUAAAGUGGGACAGCACAUUGUUGGACAACAAUAGUGUUACUUGUCUAAAGGGUCGACACUGGAUGAAAUAAUUCACAAAUACCAUAUCAGCAUCUGAUAUUAACUAAUGCAUAUAACUCGAGCAUUGUUCUUAUGGAUAACUUUGAUUUUAUCAUUUAUCAUAGAAGUGGCUACUCAGAGUACGGCUAAUCAGCAGGCGUUACACACGCACCUCUUUACGUCGUACGAUCCCGGGGAGAAGCCUUACUGCGGAGGGGCAGUCAAUGUCACCUUAGACGUGGCUCUACGUCAAGUCAUCGAUCUGGAUGAGCCCCAGCAGAUUUUGAAAAUCAAUGUUUGGGUAAGACUGAAAUGGCAGGAUUGUCGCUUAACGUGGACCCCCUCCAGUUACGGGAACAUUGGGAAUUUCAUCGUCCCUUACAAAUACAUAUGGAUACCAGAUCUUACAUUAUACGACAGUGUUUCAGGUGAAUUUGUUGGUCUUAAGGAAUACCGCCCAAACAUUUAUCCAGACGGCACGGUGUACUAUAAUUUCCCUUCUGUACUCGAAAGCAUUUGCACCGUUGACGUCGAGAAAUUCCCUUACGACGAGCAAACCUGCAAGUUGCUAUUUGGAUCCUGGGCGUAUCAUGGAUAUGAUCUAGACUUGCAGAAUAAAAAUCCACAAGGUGACUUGUCAUCUGCCGUCAGUAACGUGGAAUGGACCUACGUCUCUAUGAAGGCAGAGAGACACGUGCUGUACUACGGUUGUUGUCCGGAGCCGUAUCCUGACGUCACAUACUAUCUGAAACUUAAGAGGAAACCCCAAUUUUACCUAAUCAAUUUGAUUAUCCCCUCCAUGUUAAUUACAGUUAUGGCUGCUUUAGGUUAUUAUCUUCCUGUGGAGUCUGGAGAAAAAGUUUCCCUUCAGAUCACCGUCAUGUUGUCCCUUGCCGUCUUCCAGCUUCUCGUGGCUGACAAACUUCCGCCAUCAGCAGAUGCUACGCCAGUCAUUGCAACUUACUUCAACUUUUCCUUAUUCUUGGUGGGCCUUGCUUGUCUCAUGGCAGUGGUUGUCUUGGCAAUCCAUUACCAAGGAAACAGACGAAUGCCAGACUGGUUAUACAAGUAUGGUUUGAUUAAAUUAUCUUGCAUCACCUUUGUUCAUGUAGAACGCAACGCACCAGUCAAGGAGGAGAAACAGAAUACAGUUAAAACCAUUAUGGUCAAGGGUUCAGUACACAAAGUUCGCCCAGAGCAAAAGAAAACUAAAGGAUCCCUACAUUUAAUGGAAUAUGAUCAGCCUGUGGUGGUUGAAGAAAAGGAACCUGUAUCAGAAAAAGAUCCGGAGGACACGGCACCAAAAAGAGUGCACCAGGAGGACUGGAAGAAGUUCGCGUGUGUUGUGGACAGACUGUCCUUCUACAUGUUUGUAAUCAUAGGGGCCAUAGGCACUGGAAUCGUAUUCUCUAAGUUUGGAAUGUGAUUUUUGUUAUGUUUGUUUAGAUACACCUUAAAUAAAAGCU